GGGGAGUGUUUUGUUCAUCUCUGUGUUUUUCUGAAUAUAUGUCUGGAUGUUUCUUCAUCUGUUUGCCUGUAUUGUUUUGACCUAGACUGUACAGUUGUAUUUUGCAGAGUGUUCAUUGUCAAACUACAAAAUUAUUAAAUUAGAAUUUAAAAAAAAAAAAAAAAAAUGCUAUUAUUUUAUAUAUAAAAAAUAAUAAUAGUUUUUUAUUGACAAAAUAUUUUAGUUUGUCAUGUAUAUUUUAAUUUCAUUAAAUCAGAUAACAUUUUAAGCUGUCAUAUGGUCAUGUUACAACGUGCCCCAUCACAUGUUACAGUGUGCCCCUCAUGUGGGGCAUGUUGUCACAUUUCACUUCCAUUCUUUCGGGCUAAAUAAAAAAAAAAAAAAAAAGUAUACACGGUAUUAAUGAAACAAAAAAGCCACAUAUUGUACCAGACAUCUGUGAAUGUGGAACAAAAGAAUUUCUCUGAACCCUAAGCUACACAAACUGAGAAAGUCAAAAAGCGUUAGGUUGUGCCCUGCUCUCCCCUACAGAUCGAGAUGUUGUCUUUUGAGUUGGUGUUGGGAGGAGGGCACUCCUCUCGUCUUGUGCUUGCGUUGCAUUUCACUGACAGUACUUAUACUGUGUCAGAAUAAAAGUAAGCUUCAACACUGACCGCACAGUGAAAACGGCUUCUAUCAGAAGACAGGAUAGGGCGGUUCAGACAUCUGGAGGACAUCAUCGCUCUAAAGCUCCUGUUGCUGCCCUUUACGAUGUAAAAACAGCAGUACUUCACAAGAAUGAUUGUUCUCGUCGUACUGAUUUUCGGAUGCGAUUCAUUUCUGCAGUGGAUUUGGGAUUUCAUGUAUGAGGAACGUCAUGUGCUCCUCAUGUCACCCCACUGGAGCGUGUGCGCAGCUUUCAGCACUCAUCUAAUCUUCUCUGCUCCCUUCAUGCUUCUGGAUGUGUUCAGUACACACGUCGAAUGGAUUCAUAAAUAUAGGAUACGCCGUGAAGUCGUUGGCUUGCAGCAGUGGUUUCGAUGUGCUUCUCGAAUUUUAUGGAAAUACAUGGUUGGCGUUUUACCGUUAACUGCGCUGUUUCUGUCAAUACGGCACAUGAAUUUCCCAGAAAGAGCACCGUCUUCAUUCCAUGCAUUCAGGGAAUGUGUCUCAUGCAUGCUCAUGUUCGAUACGCUGUUCUUCAUGUUUCAUUACACCAUUCACAAAAUUCCCUGGCUGUACCACAGCGUCCACCGCAUUCACCAUCUGAACAGAGACACUUUUGCUCUGGCAGCUCAAGACUCCAGUAUUUCUGAACUUCUGUUUCUACAAACCCUUGCAUUUAUCAGUGCCAUGCUGGUGGGCUGCCACCCUUUUAGUGAAAUCCUUUUCCAUCUGGUUAACACCUGGAUGGCAGUGGAGGACCAUUGUGGAUAUGACUUUCCUUGGGCACUGCAUCGGUUGCUGCCAUUUUUUGGUGGGGCGCCACACCACCUGGCCCACCAUCAGCACUUUAAAGGGAACUUCGCCCCCUACUUCAGACACUGGGAUUACAUCUUUGGGACCUUAUUGCCCAUUCCAGUAAAUGAAGGAGACAUUUAAUAAGGUGAAUCCAGGUUAAUUGGGCCAUUAUAUGACAGUGAGAUUGUAAGUAAAAAGACUAUAAAAAAUAUCUGAUUGUAUCUGAUUUCACCCAACAUGAACUGUCAUUUAAUAACCCAGUUUUUGUCAAAGAUUUUCAAAUUUUCUUACUGAAUUAAGUCCAGAUAAACCUAGGAACAUCAGGUUAAUUUAUAAUCAGAAAAUUUAGACAUUUGCAAGGCCUCAUUUUUUAUUCAGCUUAAAUUGUGUGGAUUGUUUAUGAAUGUUUUGAAUACUGGCUAUUUGCAUUAUGACUUUUAUUGUUGUAUAUUAAGUGUUUUUUAGUUAUUUUGUUAAGGGUUAAUAACACACAUUAUAAAAGUUCCUAUAUUAGUUCCUGUCCUUGAUUCUGAUUGGUCAAUAGCUGUGUUUUAUUCACGAUAAAACACGGCUAUGACCGCUUCACCCAACGGUUCUGUGUGUCAUAUUUUUGGCUUUAAUAUUUAUAUUGUGUGGUAACCAUUUUAUAAAAGCAAUAAGGUACUCGAGGCUAGUGCUGUAUCGUGAAUAAGUCACGGCUGAAGGGGUUGCAGGCACUCCGCUUUGCGUCAACGCCCUUCAGCCGUGACUUAUUCAUGAUACAGCACAGCCUCUCAUACCUUAUUGCUUACUUAAACACAUCUUAUUAAAAAAAUUUCUAUACAAAUAUAAAUAUUACAGUUGGUAAAUUUUAUAAAUAUUUUAUUUUUAAACUUUUUAAAAAUGUUUUUUAACUUUUAAAAUGUUUUACUUGAAAGUUAUAGAAUGUAAAACACUGCCUGACAUGGGUGCAUUCUGAUGUUUUUCCAAUUGAAAAUGUAUUAGUCUAUGUCAAACAGUAUAAUAAAAAUUUAGCAACACUAAUACACACACACACACACACACACAUUGUGUAUAUAUAUAUUGUGAAUGCUCACCAGGCUUCAUUUACUUUAGCAAAAAUAAAAACAGUAACAUUAUGAAAUAUUAGUGAAAUGUACAGUUUUUUACGAUUGCUUAAGCACAAUUUUAAAAACAAGGCUCAUUUUGUCAAAACACUACACACAAUUCACAGAUCCACACACACAAGUAGCACAACACCUCAGUUCUUUUGCAAAAUGAAACACUUCAUUUAAAACUUUACAUUCAUUUAACAAAACCCAACUUUGACACCGUAUGGAACAUACAUGGUUCAUACAUUCUGAUUCUGUUUGAUUCAUUUACACACUGCUGUGCUCAAUCUUAAACACUUGUAACUUUUAUUCUUUUCUAAUGAUAAAGUCUGUUUUUUAUUUUUUUCAGAUAUUGUUAGAGUAAUGCACAUGAAUAUAUUGACAAAAAAACAACAAACAAACAAACAAAAAAACACAAGAUCAGUACUGCACAUUGAUGAAAAUAUUUAUUUCUCACCACAUUGUAAAACCAUUCAAUACAUCAAUCCCUUUCCAAAGGUUACAUUUUGCACUGAAAAUCAGAACAUAUUCUAUACAAUAUAGUACACAAACCAAAACUUUUGUGGAGAAAAAACAAAAGCAUGAUUUUAAAUGGGAAAAAUAAAUAAAUAAAAAAAAUAGAAAAAACACCUAAGCAUCAUCUCUUGGCCUAGCUGGAUCUGGCCAUAGCACUUCAUCCACAUCACAGGCGAUGUCCUUUCUCGCAAGACAGCGAGGGAAGAAUCUUCUUGAAUGGCGAAUCCAUCCUUGCACAGACCCUGCAUCAAUCAGGUCAGGCCUUCUCAAUGGCUUGAAUGAGGCAUAUCCUGACAUAGGGCCGGAGAUUGUAAACCUUCCAUGCCAAAAAAAAAAAAAAAAAAAACCCUCCUCAAUGGGUUUAAAGAAGGGACAGUAUGGUGGGAGGUAUUGGAGUGAAAACUGUGGACGCUAAUGAAACCAGUUUUGGACCACACUGUAAAAAAUGAAUGUGAUUUUAACAGUGAAAUAUUGUAAAAACGCUACGGAAAAAAAAUGUAAAUAGGUUAACAGUAAGUUCCAGUACUAUAUACAGGGAAAAACUGUAAAAGCUCUUACCAGACAUUUUAUGUAAUUUUCACAGUAAAAUGCUGUAAAUUUUAAAAUUUUUAGAAGUAAAAAAAAAAACAAAUCAAUGUAUAAUUUACAGUCAAAAACUGUAAACUGAUAUUCCCACAAUUCCCUGUGUGACACUCCAUAUUUGAAAGUAUUUUGUUUAAAAAAUCAUGUUUCUUAAUAGUUUUUGUUAUCAGUUAUGUACAUUAGGGUUUUAUGUUACAUCUUCUGUUGUUUAAUGAAUGUUUAUUGCAUUAUGUAAGUGUUGUGGGUUACCAUGAUGGUGUUUUGCGUUUG
Ctenopharyngodon idella (grass carp) is the source of this 3899-nucleotide messenger RNA. RefSeq names its product cholesterol 25-hydroxylase like 3 (gene ch25hl3). The transcript has 2 exons. Bases 778 to 1581 code for a protein of 267 amino acids. Gene Ontology annotation, molecular function: C-4 methylsterol oxidase activity; steroid hydroxylase activity; iron ion binding. The record is from RefSeq and is a predicted model, not a curated record. Lineage: Eukaryota; Metazoa; Chordata; Actinopteri; Cypriniformes; Xenocyprididae. Gene Ontology annotation, biological process: sterol biosynthetic process; cholesterol metabolic process.